Pistacia vera is the source of this 820-nucleotide messenger RNA. RefSeq lists its product as uncharacterized. The record is from RefSeq and is a predicted model, not a curated record. The transcript has a single exon. NCBI's taxonomy places the organism in Eukaryota, Viridiplantae, Streptophyta, Magnoliopsida, Sapindales, Anacardiaceae. The coding region runs from base 88 to 762 and encodes 224 amino acids.
CAAACCUCCCAGUCUCCUUCCCUAUUAGAUAAUAAAACUCAAACUCUUUCUCUGUCUAAGCCAGAUUCCCUCUCAUCGUCAUCAACUAUGAAGAAACUAUACCGCAAAGGCACGGUUCAUCCUUCUCCGCCAAUAAUAUCCGAUCACCUGUCCUUUCUUCCCGCCACAAUACUCACCCUCACGGCGGCUCUUUCUCCUGAAGACAGAGAGGUUUUAGCUUAUCUCAUCUCUUGCUCCAACCACAACAUCUGCGUCGUCAACAACUCUCAGAGUCAGAGAAAAAACAACAACACCCAGAAGACUGCGAGUGCUUCGCUCGGUAAAAGUAAAAGUAAUAGUAGUAAUAGUAACGAUCAUCCUCCUUUUUUCAACUGCGAUUGUUUUAGAUGUUAUAUGAGUUACUGGGUCAGGUGGGACGCGUCGCCUAAUCGCCAACUGAUACACGAGAUCAUCGACGCUUUUGAAGAUGAUUUGUUGCGCGAUAACAAGAAGGUUAAAAGCAACAAGAAGGAUAAGAAAAAGAAAGGUGGUGGGAAUUAUAAUAACGAUAACUCGGGUGAGUUAAAACGGCCGCCGAGUAGUGAUCGUCAGUUGAGUUUGGGAAAGGACCAGUCAGCUGAGUCAGAGUAUUCGGAAGAAACGAGUUGUAAAGAUGGUGAAAAGGGUUUUGAUGGCCACCAUGAUGAAGAAGGAGAAGAGAGAGGUUCAGUGAAGCGCUUCGUUAGUUUUAUUGGAGAAAAGAUAUGGGGUGUUUGGGGAUAAUCUUGAAGCUUGCAAGAUUAAAGAGGUGGGUUUAGUUUAAUUCUAGUUUUAAUUUGUU